UGUUGACGCUUUGCUAAAUGUCGAGGAUGUGGGAGAGGAUGUCUAAUUUCUUCAGCCUAAGCGGUAAACGAAAGACACAGUCUCCUGAAACACCAGAUUCAGAGGCUGAAGCACAUGAAGAGAAGCCACCUUCCAGUAAAUAUGAUGAUCUUUCCUUGAUUGAUAAGAGAAAACUUUACAAGUGUGGUAAAGACUAUGUCACUUUGGACAAGAUCCAGUCAUGGCCAGAAUACAGACAGAAAAAUUUGUACUCCAUAUAUGGAAAGCAAGAAAAUAGGCCUGAGAAACCAAUGUUUGAGGUGAAUGAAACCCUGAAUGAAAAAAUUUCAUUAUGGCAGGGUGAUAUAACCAUACUAGAGAUUGAUGCCAUAGUAAAUGCAGCAAACAACUCUCUUCUUGGUGGAGGUGGAGUUGAUGGCUGUAUCCAUCGUGCUGCUGGUUCAAGUCUUCGAGAUGAAUGUGCAGGACUCCAUGGCUGCUCUACUGGUGAUGCCAAAAUCUCUUCUGGGCAUAAGUUGCCAGCAAAGUAUAUCAUUCAUACUGUUGGGCCAAUUGGACGGCAAGAGAAGCUUCUAAAAAGCUGUUACAUGAAGUGCUUACAUCUGGUUAAAAAACAUGAUGUUAGAUCAGUGGCAUUCUGUUGUAUAUCAACUGGUAUUUAUGGCUAUCCUAUCUAUGAUGCUUCCUGCGUAGCACUAGAAACUGUUCGCAAGUGGCUUGAGGAAGAAGAUGAUGAGGGAAAAAAAAAUGCUGACCUGGUGGAUCGAAUAAUCUUCUGUGUUUUUCUGGGCGGGGAUUUGGACAUCUAUAAACUCCUUAUGCCAAGGUACUUUCCUUCAGACGACAAGCAUGAUCAGAGAGGGGACCACGAGGUAGAGGAGGAUGAUGACAAAGAUAUAGGAGAAGGUGAACAGCCUUCGCGAGGGGAUGAAGAUACUGAAGAGAUGAAAGGUAACGACGACAAGGAAGUUGAAGAUCAGGGGAGCGGUGUCGUAGAGGAGGAUGUUGCCGAGAAAGAGAAAGACAAAAAAGAUGAAAAUCUUACACCAAAGGAUGAAAAGGCUAAAGAGAGGAAUUGGAAGGAAGACCCGGGAAGUGAUGGACAGCAAAGUGACAGCAAGGAAGAGAAAGAAGGAAGGAAAAAAGACGAUAAAGAAGUCCUGGACUCUAUUAGUGGCAGAAAAGAAGAGGCAGCAAUUGAAGGAAAACAUAGCACCGAGGAAGAAGUUGAAGGUAACAAAGUUGACGAGAAGGAACUACAAGCAAGUGUUCCCGAUGCACUCAGGCUUGAGGAACUUUUAGAAUCACCAAGAGAUGAGCCCAUGCGUGUUUUAAACGAGGAGAUGGACCAAAAUCCUCCGCCAGAUGACCAGGACUCAGAAAAAAAAGUGGAAGAGGAGGCAAGUGACAGCACUAAAGGACAGGGUGGUAAACCUGCCUGUGGGUCCUGUAUAAUAUAAGGAAGAGAUGGUAUAGGAUUACAAUUUAAUGUUAUAGAGGAAUACGAAAUCUUUACCACACAGAUAUAUGAACAUUGGGAUUAUUUCGUACCAGGAGCUUUUCGUACAAGCCUUACACCAAGUUCUCCCUAAACCGAGGCUCGGGUGCAGGUCGAUCAUUGUCAUUUGCUCUUAAGGGAAGGUUCUGCCCAGUUACUCUUCACACAAGAAAAUCCUUUAAACGGGCUGUAGUGUUCACAGGGGAAAUUUCAUUCCCAUUUACCGAAAAAUACUGUUGGGGGAGUUGGGGUUACUUCGGUUGGAGUGGCACCCCGGCAAUAAGCUCUGCUGGUGGGACCACUUGCAUGGUGUGCAUACUUUAAUUGCGACAGAGUUGGCCUAGAUACAAAAAUCCAGAAAAAUGGCUUAAAAUUCUAUCGGGAAGUUCUCCAAAGAAUGUCGAUAAAUCUCACUUUUGUCUCUUUAAAUCUCGAAAUUGUCUUUAAAAAUCCCGCCUUGUCUCAAUUAUUUUUUGAAAAUUAUCACUUCAUUUUCGUAAAAUGCGAGAUUCAUGUGGUGAAAUUGUGUGGAAGCUCCUUCAAUCAGGUUUAAAAUUAUAACUUAUUUACUAGAAAAUAGCAGUGGUUCAUCAGCUUUGUAUUCUUACGUUUAUCAGUCUCUUUCAACAAACGAUAACGACAGGUUGGCAGAGUUUGACAUUUUUAUGGAGCCCGCUCGGAAACUCUGGAAGAAGGACCAAGUAAAAUCUUUUUAUGCUAUCAGCUUUUUUUUUUUUCAAAAUUAUCGUCUAAAAAUCCUUAAGUUUUCUAAAAUUCCUCGAUUUUUUUCAAAAUCCCGAUUGACUCUAGAAAUGAAUUAAAAAAAAAAAAAACAUAGGAUUUUUGUGUCUGGCCCUAUAACGGAGUCAGCCCGACUUCGUUCAUGAACACUGCGCGUUCUUUUUAGAGAGGAUAAGGCGAGAUCUCCGAAGUUUGUCAUUUGCAAUCUGUUGUUAUAUUAUCCAAUCUUAGCCGUUUCUUUUCAAAAUGCAUUGUUGCCUCCUAUUUCAAAGUCCUCUUCGAUUUAAAGGCAGCUUUUCAAUCGCAAAAAAAAAAAAAAAAGGGAAUUUGUAGGAGCUAUGGAAGGGCGGCAUAAAUAGAAUAGGUUGUCCACUCAUCAAUGAAAGAGCAGUGAAAUCUUCAAUUUAAGUAUAGCAAAGUAACUUUCAUGGCAUUUCAAGAUUUAUCCCUUACAACUUCAAGAGGGGAUCUACAUGUAAAUACUCCUUGCAGUUUCAACAUGUCAAUAUUAUACAUCUUGCAUAGCUUUCUAUGCUGACUUAUUAGUAGGUGAAAAUUAUUUUGGCUUACAGAAGGUUUCUUGUUUGUUUGCAAUCAGCUACACGAGGGUCUCAAUGGGGUUCACCGAUAGCCGUAAAAAGGUCGAAAAAUUUAGCCGUUAGGUGUCAAAAUUGACAAAUUUCAACCGCUACUCCCAAAGAGAGUUCACCGUAACAAAAAAUUUCUGGUGAUAACAACUGGUAUGAUAUUAACCGUUAGCUGUAAAGUGGCCAAACAUUUUACCAUUAGCAGUAACAGCCAUCACUCCAUUAAGACCCUCUCACUGAUAACGAAUCUUCUUAUAAUGAGUGUACAGUGUUAGGCUUUAUUUGCUCGGCAGUGAUCCACAUGAUGUACCUUUAUCUUUGCUAAAUUUUGAAGUGUGAUAGCAAGAUUAUGACAAUUAAAUUUGACUCAAUUAA
Molecule: messenger RNA, 3201 nt
Organism: Stylophora pistillata
Lineage: Eukaryota; Metazoa; Cnidaria; Anthozoa; Scleractinia; Pocilloporidae
Biological process (GO): DNA damage response; peptidyl-glutamate ADP-deribosylation; purine nucleoside metabolic process
Cellular component (GO): nucleoplasm
Molecular function (GO): ADP-ribosylglutamate-[protein] hydrolase activity
Source: RefSeq, a predicted model, not a curated record